UCCUAAAUAAUACACGCAGUUUAAACUGAAAGUUAGCCUGUUUAUUUCAUUCGAAGAAGACUGUGUUGUCUCUGUCGUUGCAGUCGUUGGUUUGGAACCAGAUAGGAACCAUCAUCUGUUGCUUGUUUCCCCAGGUGGAGGCGGACGAGUCUGUGAAGGAGCAAAUCAAAAUGGCGAGCCAAGAGGAGUCUGUGAGGGAAUUCGUAGCUGUUACUGAUGUGGAUGAGGAGAGGGCCCGGUUUUUCCUGGAGUCCGCCGGCUGGAAUUUGCAGCUUGCACUCGCCAGUUUCUUUGAGGAUGGAGCCGAUGACGACAUAGUGACGCUUCCUCAACCUGAGGGAGGCUCCUCAGUGUCCCGGUCUGCUGGGCCAAGCACUCAGCCCAGAGUGACAUCCUUCAGAGAUCUGAUGCAUGAGGCAGAGGAAGAGAGUGAUGAGGAGGAAGGCCAAAGGUUUUUUGCGGGGGGAUCAGAGCGCAGUGGGCAGCAGAUUGUUGGGCCUCCCAAGAAGAAGAGCCCCAAUGAAGUGGUGGAGGAUUUGUUCAAGGGGGCGAGGGAACAUGGGGCUGUGCCUCUGGACCGGCCUGGGAGAGGGCCAGGAGAGCACAGCAAAGCCAAGGCCUUCAUCGGUGGAGGCUACAAGCUAGGCGCCGCUCCAGAGGAGCAGUCAGCCUAUGUGGCCGGAGAGAAGCGUGGCUCCAAAAGCCAGCAGGAUGUACACGUGGUGCUGAAGCUGUGGAAGACGGGUUUCAGUCUGGAUAAUGGUGAGCUCAGAAACUACAACGAUCCUGGAAAUGCCAACUUCCUUGAGGCAAUCAGAAGGGGGGAGAUUCCCCUCGAGCUGAGGCAGCGUUCUCGAGGGGGCCAGGUCAACCUAGACAUGGAGGACCACAGGGACGAGGACUUCUCCAAACCCAAGGUGGCCUUCAGGGCCUUUGGAGGCGAAGGACAGAAGUUGGGAAGUGCCACCCCAGAGUUGGUUUCCGCUCCGGCCACCUCCCAGCAAGACCAGGCAGCAAGUGAGGCCCAAGCCAGCACCUCUGUGUCCCUCGACUCCUCCCAGCCUGUCACCAACAUUCAAAUCCGACUGGCUGAUGGGAGCAGGCUGGUCCAAAGGUUCAACUAUACCCACAGGGUGUCUGACCUGCGCCAAUUUGUGGUGGGGGCCCGGCCUGCCAUGGCUGCCAGAGAGUUUGUUCUCAUGACUACCUUCCCCAACAAGGAGCUGUCGGACGAGAGUCAGACGCUGGAGCAGGCCAACCUCCUCAACGCCGUCAUCGUCCAGCGGCUAAAUUAAGGGGGGAGGGGAGAGUGGUUAAUCAGCCUUCCCAGUGCCGUGGCUGAGUAACUGCAGCCCUGUGAAACCUGCUGCCCCUUCCAAGGGAGGAGAAAACACAGACUUAUGUAUGGACUUCUAAUUUCUGAUUUUUGUUUUUCUAAAGUGAAACAUAACAUUCUGCUCCACAGACCCCCCCCCACACACACUCUCAACCUCCUCCCCCCUCUGUGGUCUCUGAAGGGCGCUAAUGAAGGGGAAACUAAAAAUCUUCCAGUAUGGAACAGAGUUAAUUUAAGAGCUAUUGGAAGGCUUGUAAAUGCGGUUUAACUGUGAUUUUGAUGGGGAAGUGUUUACCUGACAGCAGUAGAUGGUUUAAUCCCCCAACACAGCAGCAGUCCAGCUUUCUGCAGAGCAGUUUGGUUGCACAGAUGUUAAUUAACCUGGCUUUUUUUUUUCCCCUUAAACUAGCUCCCUACUUUUCCUCUUCUAUUAACCUUUAUUCGGCCCUUCAGCUUUGUUUACCAUCAGGUGCUGGGGCCUCACUAGAACCAUGUAGCGGCAGACUCCCAGUUUGUGUCUGUCUUAACAGCACAAACUAGAACCACAUAAGGAAUACUAGUCUUACUAAGGUAAAAGUACACGUUGAUAAUGUGGUUGUGUACAAAUUUCAGUUUCUCUCCACACAGAGAGAGAAGUGUACUAGUGUAACAAAACACUGAGGGGAUUUUUUUCUCCAACCAACCUAUACCAGUAGCCUUAUGCUCCUUUUCACCUCAGAAACCAACCCUGUCCCUUUGUCCAAAUGAAGAUGGAAUUAUUUUUUUAAACUGCCCUUUUCCCCCUCUACCUUCUUUUUCUUUUACAGACUGUAGGAUUGUCCCAGUUAGACAGUGGCAUUUUGAUAUUGUGUAACAUGAAAACAGUUACACAUAGCUUUAUUGUUUAACCAGUGGUUGAGCAAAAGGACUUUAUAGAUUGUAAACACUGGCUUGUAAAAGUGAAAGUUGAAUUCCUUUGACACACUGACAUAUUCUAUGCAUCCUGGGGCAACACAGAAAUAUGUUUGGACAUCUGGUAAAAUAAAUCCAUUUUAAGGUUGAUGUAUAAAGAA
This is a messenger RNA of Sander lucioperca (pikeperch), 2388 nucleotides long. It is a transcript of the gene nsfl1c, whose product is annotated as NSFL1 (p97) cofactor (p47). Bases 171 to 1295 code for a protein of 374 amino acids. Gene Ontology annotation, molecular function: ubiquitin binding. Lineage: Eukaryota; Metazoa; Chordata; Actinopteri; Perciformes; Percidae. Gene Ontology annotation, cellular component: nucleus; cytosol. The transcript is spliced from 10 exons. The record is from RefSeq and is a predicted model, not a curated record. Gene Ontology annotation, biological process: membrane fusion; Golgi organization; proteasome-mediated ubiquitin-dependent protein catabolic process.